AAGAAUCUCAGAUUGCGCAUGUCAAACGUUUGGAAGCACGCCGGGUUGAGCAUCAAAUAUAGUUUAUUGUAGUAAAUUUGACAACAAAUACAAUGGCGUCUCUUCCUAUGAACCCUAAGCCAUUUCUUAAUGGAUUGACAGGCAAACCAGUAAUGGUAAAACUAAAGUGGGGUAUGGAAUACAAGGGAUACUUAGUGUCGGUAGAUGGAUACAUGAACUUACAGCUUGCCAACACAGAGGAAUAUAUUGACGGGGCCCAGACAGGGAAUCUAGGAGAAGUUCUCAUUCGCUGCAAUAAUGUACUGUAUAUACGAGGAGUAGAGGAGGAGGACGAGGAGGGGGAGAUGAAGGACUGAUCACUUCUCCACAGUGUGGAAGAGGCAGCAAUCCUCGUUCAUCAUGUUCAUCUCAUCAUGCUCUCAUCUGUCAUUUCACAGACUCGUACAUUUUAUGUUGUUUUUGUAGACCUCUACAAUUAUGUUUUUAUGGAAUCGAAAUAUAAUGAUGUAAAUAUAACGG
Molecule: messenger RNA, 519 nt
Organism: Saccostrea echinata
Lineage: Eukaryota; Metazoa; Mollusca; Bivalvia; Ostreida; Ostreidae
Product: small nuclear ribonucleoprotein F
Exons: 3
Coding region: 93-356 (87 amino acids)
Biological process (GO): spliceosomal snRNP assembly; mRNA splicing, via spliceosome
Cellular component (GO): U1 snRNP; catalytic step 2 spliceosome
Molecular function (GO): RNA binding
Source: RefSeq, a predicted model, not a curated record